ACUAAAGAACUCUGUCCUACAUCACAAGUCUUCAUAGGAUGAUUGCCCGCGGUCAGUAAAUCGGUUAAGUAGUUCAAUGGUCAAGGUCACAGAGACGUUAGACCGAAAAUUAUUUACGAUCAAUAUAUUUAGAGCACACCCAAGUCAAGAGUGGUGUUAUAGCCUGUGGUAAGUAGAUAAGUAGGCAGUGGCACUUAAAAUACACUUCAAGUAGGCACUACCUAUUUUAGAUAUAUGUGUAGUUAACUGCACCAAAGUGCAGUUAAAAUAUCAGUUUCUGAAAAAGAGUUUUUCGAGCUGAAAAAAAACAACAUGACCCCUGGGAAAAUGGAGACAACUCCGCAAAGACUUUAUUUAUAGGCUUAGGUUACUAUUGACCUAGUACCACCUGCAAACCAUGCACUUUUUACCUCUAGACAUUAAAAAAUCAUGCAUAAUUAUUACAAGGAUUAGCAGUCUGAAAAGAAAACUAAUCAAAUCAAAUUAUUUAAUGCCCUUGGGAGAGUGUGACAUUUUUCGUGGUGAUUUUUUUCAACAAACACGUUUUUUUUUAAAGUCAAAACCCUCCGAAUUUCACAAUGUAAAAUAUGUUGAAAAAAAUAUUGCCGGAAAGAGAACAAUCUCUGCCAUCAAAGUGUUGGAAAAAUAUCUAGAAAAUCAAUGAAAUCAAUAUCAGGACUGUUAAAUGUAUGACUGCGUUAUCCUGUAUAGCAUUCAACAUAGACAGCUUACUUUUCCAUUGCACUGAUAUAACAUAGACAUGACGGAGUUCACUCAAUAAUUUCACUCUAUAAACAGAUUGUUUCCCUUGUGUAAAGAGCUCUAAGCUAAGGCUCCUGGAAAUGGUUUCGAUUCAAUGACUUUAGAAUGCUUUGGCUUAGGACUAGCAAACCUAGGAGGAUGCCUGUAAUCAGAAGAUGACCCAUUUUGCUUUGGGGGUCAAAGGUUAAGGUCACUGUGAUUUUCAGAUUGAACAUUAUCUCCAUCAAUAACUGGGGAAAGCACUGGCUUACAGAUAUCAAAUUUCAUAUGAUGAUCGUAUUUAGUAAGUAGAUCAUAGAUGACCCUUGUUUAGGGGGUCAACAAGCCAAACUUAAAGGUAGCAGAAUACAAAAUUAUAUAACCAAUUGUCUUUGAGAGACCGUUAUUGGAGUUGGCGGAGGGUAAUGUUCUCUUUGUUCUUCUGUUUUGCUUGUUUUGGUGCCGUUACGUUGGAGCGAUUUUUUGAAUGACGUCAAAUUGUGCCGCACCGUGCAAUCUUCCGGAAAGGAGUCCAUUCAUACUAUAGUAUCAUUACAGCAAUGUUAUUUAUACGAAAAUCACUUGCCCCUCAUCGAUGUGGGUUCGAGCCUCACUCGGGGCGUUGAAUUCUUCAUGUGAGGAAGCCAUCCAGCUGGCUUACGGAAGGUCGGUGGUUCUACCCAGGUGCCCGCUCGUGAUGAAAUAAUGCACGGAGGGGCACCUGGGGUCUUCCUCCACCAUUAAAGCUGGAAAGUCGCCAUAUGACCUAUCAUGUGUCGGUGCGACGUUAAAUCCAACAAAAAAAAAAAAAAAAAAAAAAAAAAAACGAAAAAAUAUUAUUGUUUCUAUACAACCUAGUUCCAUUUGACAAAUAAAGAGAAAUCGUUUACUCAAGUUGAUGAGUAAUAAUUCGACGACUAUCUCGCACCUCCAUGACGUCUGUUAAAGCGAUCUUGUGCCCGUGUUUCAUAUAUGAAAAAAGAACAGUUAUUACAUAGAAUCUAUGUAAACAUGAAAUACAUAUAUUGUGCGUAUGAAACUGUACUAUGUGUUACGUUAACUAGCUACUGUAUAAAUUUGUAUUACCAUUAAAACUGGCAGCUUUCAAAAAAUAAAUGAAGUUAACUCUAUGAUAUCACUGCUUAAAUUCAUACACGGUUAGUUUUAUAUAUGAUUGGCUAAGUUUGAUGAAUUUGAUGACGAUUUUCUAUAUCUAUAAUGAUUAAAUAAUUUAGUGAAAGAUACUAGUAUAUCUUUAACUACCAUUAAAUCCGGAAGUAAAACAAAAGUGAGCUGCGCACGCGAAGUUAUCAAUAUAUUUAUCUCGUGACAUAAAUACGCACCAGUAAACAGAAAUUUAAUUUUCUCUCGCGUCAUUUUAGGAAAAUUGAUACAUAAAUCAGUGUUGUACAACACUGUUGAUGGAAAGAUAACGAAAUAGGGUCGAGUAUGGAGUCACAAAUUCUUGCCGAGUUGAAGUCAUUGUCGGACAAAGUGACCAGAAUACAGAACGAAAUUUCAGUCAUCUCUAAGCAGUUCUCCGAUCAUAUCCUUUCCUGCCCAGACCGUCAUCCUCAAAGUCCAAGAAGUGAGCGUUUGACACAGACAGAAUUGUCAGAAUGCGAUUCUAGAGAAGAUGAUACCGCGAUAAAAUACCACCCACUGGAACACUUGACCACCGGUCAUUCUGAUCAUCACGAAAAUAACGUGCAACAGCAACCGAACACGCAAAAACUCCAUGAAAACAGCGCUCCAUCAUCAUAUAUACGGCAGGUGGACAAACCUUCAGAUCAAGAGGAAGUUGCUCGUUUUACACACAGAAGGAGUUUCAAAGAAAACAGACAGGAAUGUUUGAGAAAGUCUCUGCAACAACACAUUGUCUUACUAGUAGACAGUCUUCCAUACUCGGAAACAGACAUUCUUGACAGGCUCAUAGAGACGGAAUGUCUUACGGAAACUGAAAGCUCCGAUCUGAGAAAUAACGGAAGUCGAAAAGACUGCGUGCGCAACUUGGUACGAAUAGUUAAAGGAAGGUCAUACAAAGUCUUAAAAACGUUCGUAGAAUGCGUGAAAACGUUGCAUCCUGAAGUUGCUGCGUCCAUUUGGCAGGUGUACGAGAAAUUGGUUAAAGACAAGAAAAAUUACAGCUGGCGAUGCACAUUUUGUGAGUUGAAACGGUCUGUCGAUAUAAAGUUAGUAGCAGAUCAUAUGUGGAGUGUUGGCGCCAUUUCUGAUGAACUUUACGAUGAAAUAGUCUCCGGAAACAAGAGUUUAGAGGCAUUAUGGACAUUUCUCGCAGAUGAAUGCAAUAAAGCAGACACUUCAUAUCGACAAAAUGCCUUGAAAAAACUAAGAGAAACCUUGAUGAACAAGGGUCAGUAUCGAGAACUAGUGCUGAAACUAAGCAAAGUGUCUACUUUGAAAUGUACAUGCGUAACGAAGGAUGUGAACGCAAACAGUUCCACCCAAACCGAAGGCCAGUUAACACUCAACAUUGUCGUCACUGAUGUCGACGAUAUUUCUACUGUCUCACCAAUGAGUACUUCCACAAGCUCUCGGAGUUUUGUCGAUGAAAACGAGGUUUCUGACGACAGUUUUCCCGCCAACAAACACGAGAACUUAUUCCUGUCUCCACGGACAGCAUAUAGAGACAAAGGGCUAUACGAUUCUGGCUUUGGGAUAAGGAAAGCUAUACCAUACACCGCAAACGCCAUAGCAGUGGAAUUUCGAACGUCACGGUCGAACAGUUUCGGAAAAAAUACUAACCAAAGAGGACAUCUGCAAGCGCUCACAAGACGCAGGGCAUCAAUGUUCAUGUGAUUUCAAACAAUGCAGUGCUUUGUACGCUAUAUCUAUAUUCAUUAUGUCUCCCCAGAAUGUAAAGGACAAACUGCUUUUGGUCAGGUCGUAUCGUGUCUGCUCCAUUUCUUUUCUCCCUCGAAAGGAUUUCAAAUAACUUGGCACAAAUGGUAAUGCGACGACGUGCAGAAUGCAACAUUUGGCCAUGUCAGUGCAAGAUCGACUUCGCACGAUAAGAACAAAAGAAAAUAGACAAUACUUCUUGUUCGCUUCAUAACUUUUCACCAACAGAAUAUUUUACCACAAAAGUGAACAACAAUGAGAAGUUAUGCAGAACGCAACUUUCGGCGUUAUAUGGAGAAUUCAAAGGUCAAACAGGCAGUACGUUCGUUCCAUAUCUUGUUGGAACAGUUUUAUUUUACUGUGCACAGAUGUUCUUCCACAAUACGAUGGCAAACAGAAUCCAACUUCUGGCAGUUCCGGAAAUAUGCCAGUAUCAAACACGAACUUAUAGAUUGAACAAAGACAGAAUUUACCCUAAUCACUAGUACGUACGUGUCUCAAGGCGAGAUCUCAUAUAUGGCAAGUUUUUGAAUUUUCCUACAGCAACUACUAUUUUUGUGACCAGUAACAAACCUUCAUUAUUCUAGUAACAGAAAGUCACAAAAACUGCAUCUAUCUGAAAUUUAUAGAUUUUUGACUGAACAUGUGAUUUUAUUUUCUUAGUAACAUAGGUAACAAAAGGUAACAUCCCUAUAUAACUCUAGUAACAAAAAAGUCACACUCAGUCACAUAACGAAAUUUAUUGAUUUUUGACAAAACCUCUGGUUCUAUUUUCUUAGUAACAUAGGUAACAAAAGGUAACAUCCCUAUAUAACUCUAGUAACAAAAAAGUCACACUCAGUCACAUAACGAAAUUUAUUGAUUUUUGACAAAACCUCUGAUUCUAUUUUCUUAGUAACAUAGGUAACAAAAGGUUACAUCCCUAUAUAACUCUAGUAACAAAAAAAGUCACACACAGUCACAUACUGAAAUUUAAUGAUUUUUGACAAAACCUCUGGUUCCAUUUUCUUAGUAACAUAGGUAACAAACGGUAACAUCCCUAUAUAACUCUAGUAACAAAAAAGUCACAUACUGAAAUUUAAUGAUUUUUGACAAAACCUCUGGUUCUAUUUUCUUAGUAACAUAGGUAACAAAAGGUAACAUCCCUAUAUAACUCUAGUAACAAAAAAGUCACACACAGUCACAUACUGAAAUUUAUUGAUUUUUGACACAACCUCUGGUUCUAUUUUCUAUUUUUAUAUUAACAAAUAUACAACUACUUGUAGACAAACUCAGAUUUGAGCCAUAUCUACGAGAUCUUGUGAUCACCUUCGUCCAUUGCAAGCGCCAUCCCUUCAUAUAUCUUAGGACGUGAUCAAACAGGAGAUUUUAGACAUAUACAGGUUAUGUAUCGUUUCUAGUUAUUUCAUUUUGUCUAUCUGUCUACAUGUAUCUCUUAAGUAAUAUUAAACAUACCUUUUUGUGA
Molecule: messenger RNA, 5068 nt
Organism: Mercenaria mercenaria
Lineage: Eukaryota; Metazoa; Mollusca; Bivalvia; Venerida; Veneridae
Exons: 3
Coding region: 2191-3561 (456 amino acids)
Biological process (GO): regulation of apoptotic process
Source: RefSeq, a predicted model, not a curated record